Molecule: messenger RNA, 3358 nt
Organism: Sipha flava (yellow sugarcane aphid)
Lineage: Eukaryota; Metazoa; Arthropoda; Insecta; Hemiptera; Aphididae
Product: synaptotagmin 1-like
Exons: 10
Coding region: 296-1696 (466 amino acids)
Biological process (GO): calcium ion-regulated exocytosis of neurotransmitter; regulation of calcium ion-dependent exocytosis; synaptic vesicle endocytosis
Cellular component (GO): synaptic vesicle membrane; axon; dense core granule
Molecular function (GO): calcium ion binding; syntaxin binding; calcium-dependent phospholipid binding
Source: RefSeq, a predicted model, not a curated record
CGCCACGGCCGCAGCCGCGAAUCGAGUGUUGUUCCAGACGGUGUAUCGGUGCGUGAUCGCCGCGGUCGAGUCGUACGGUCGUAACCGUAUACCGCAUCGUCUCGUGCGAAAACGCCUUCAGCGGUCGCAGUGCACACACCGUACGUGGAGCGGAUCGAGUGCAACGACAUUAUUGUCAUUACAACGGUACGAUUUAGCGUCCGCUACGCGCACGUGGGCUUUUCGAUUUCGGUCGCGAACACGUCGCACCGGUCCGGGAUGAUCUCGUAAGACCAAUCGGCAAGGAGAAGAGAAUAUGGCACCUGUUGACAAGUCGGCCGACGGAUCGGAUCCGGCCGACAAAACGGCAACAGAACUACCGAAUUCGGCGACCAGCAACAAGUCGGUCGGCAGCAUGGCGGCCCAGGGGCUCGACCAGUCAGGGAAACAGGGCACACCAGUGCUGCAAGACGGUUCUGGGAUAGCCGAGUUGACAAUGAUUCCAAAAUUAGAACCCACUCAAGUCUUAAAAACAAAACUCUCGGACAAAGAUUUGAGGACGCCGACCCUGCCGUUCAUCACGUCCACGCCCAACACGCUGAGUCCAACGGAAAGUUCGGAAAUGCCACCAUGGGCGUCUUGGUCAAUAAUAAUAGCGGUAAUGUUGCUCGCCGUUGGAUUCGUGGGCUUCUGCAUACACAGAUUCUUCAGGAAGCGGAGAACAAAAGAUGGGAAGAAAGGCAAAGGCGUCGUAGAUCUAAAGGCUGUCCAACUCCUGGGUUCGGCCUACAAAGAAAAAAUACAACCAGACAUGGAAGAACUGACUGAUAACGCGGAGGAGAUCGCGGAAGAAGGAGACAGUACGAAAGACGAGAAAAAAUUGGGAAGGUUACAGUUCAAGAUGGAAUACGAUUUUCAAGGCAACACUCUGUCCGUGACCGUGAUUCAAGCGGAGGACUUGCCGGCCCUGGACAUGGGCGGUACUUCGGACCCGUACGUAAAGGUGUACUUGUUGCCGGACAAGAAGAAGAAGUUCGAGACCAAAGUGCACAGAAAAACGCUGAACCCCGUAUUCAACGAAACGUUCCAGUUCAAGGGCAUACCCUACGCGGACGCGAUGAACAAGACCCUGGUGUUCGCCAUUUUCGAUUUCGACCGGUUUUCCAAGCACGAUCAGAUUGGCGAGGUGAAGGUGCCGUUGUGCCAGAUCGAUUUGGCCCAGACCAUCGAGGAGUGGAGGGAGUUGCAGUCCGUCGAAGGGGAAGGAGGACAGGAUAACAAGCUGGGAGACAUUUGUUUCUCGUUGCGUUACGUGCCUACCGCCGGAAAACUGACAGUGGUAAUAUUGGAAGCUAAAAACUUAAAGAAAAUGGACGUCGGUGGACUCUCAGAUCCGUACGUGAAGAUCGCGCUGAUGCAAAAUGGAAAACGGCUAAAGAAAAAGAAAACUAGUAUAAAGAAGUGUACCCUCAAUCCGUACUACAACGAAUCGUUUACAUUCGAAGUCCCAUUCGAACAGAUACAGAAAGUCAACCUGGUAGUGACGGUCGUCGACUACGAUCGCAUCGGCACGUCCGAGCCCAUCGGCAAAGUGGUACUGGGCUACAACGCAACCGGUACCGAACUGAGACACUGGUCCGACAUGUUGGCAUCGCCGAGGCGUCCGAUCGCGCAGUGGCACACGCUAAAGGAUCCGGACGACGACGCCAAAAACUAAGCCGCAAAACAACCACCACCGUCGCCACACCAUCACCACCGCCGCUGCUGCCACCGACCGAUGAUGAAUAAAAAAAACAUCGUCGACACACCACAUAAUAUACCUCCUACCCUAAGUCAUCGCCGUCGUCAUUGCGCGCAAACGUGCCGUCCCGGUCGGACGCGCGCGCAAUAAUGAUAAUAAAAUCGUAAUAUCAUAAAAGAAAAAAAAACAUAAUUUCCAAAACAUAAUCGUCAUACAUAUAGUUUAGUAAUGAUUUCUAAAAUAAUACGCGAACAACACGGUUGUAUAUUACCAUGAUAUCCGCGAUGCGUACACAAUGACAAUUGUACAGCGAUAAGAGCAGAAACAAAGCAAAAACAAUUUCCGUUUAUAUUUCGUUUUAUAAAAAUAUUCUCUCUCUAUCUCUUCCCGAGUCGCGCGUGCCUACUACCUCAUCGACAUGUUCACGUAACGCGUUUAAAUCACUCGUAAUAAUAAUACGCAACAACAAUUGUAUCGUACUAACCGCAGCAGCGUGCAAAGGACCCUUUCGUCGUCGUUCCGCGCAUCCGUUUUGUUUCGUCGUACCCCAGAAAACUAUGUUUAUUUGUCCGUCGUUUGUCGUAAUCAUUAUUAUUAUUAUUGGUUCAUACUAGAAAUGUCGAAAACGUCGUUACUCCGCUACGCGUGGCGAGAGACGAUAUUUUCGAUAUUUUAAAGAAAAAAGGACGUCGGAAUAACGAUUAUUAUUAUUAUUAUUAUUAUUACCGUAUUACGCGAUGUUAUUUUAAUGAUAUGCUCUGAUUACUUAUGUCUUCUCCGUGUUAUUGUAUUACAAUAUAUAUAUAAUUAUACACACACGAUGUAAUAAACGUGUGUAUACAGGGUGUUUCGAGUUGUAAAUGGUACGCUACAUCAAUGUUGAGGGUUGUUUACAGACCUUACCAGCAAUACAUUUUACAAGUAAAUCAAUUGUACAUCUUCGACCGUAGAAAAAUGCAGUUACAUCUGAUGUCAAUAAUAAUACUACGCAACAAUUUUAUUCGCCCGUUACGUAACGUAGACAUAAUGUUUUCGGGAUAUUUCAUAUUCAGUCGUCACGUUACAUUUGAAAGGCCCCGUAUACACAUUUCCCACAGUUAUACAUAAUCGUGCGUGUUUACGAAUACAUUUAUAACAGUUUAUGGUAUACCUACUCAUAUCGUCUUAUUAUGGUUUUUCUUUCAUUUUUUUUUUUUUUUUUUUUAACGGACAUUACUGUCUAUAAUAUAAUAUGUUUAUUAUAUUAUUAUCUUCGUUAACCCCAGCGGGUGUUGUUCUAAGCCACUGUUAUUCGCUUCGUGUAAACGUAUUAUGUAGUUUUUAAAACACCUAGUUCAGAACAUAAUACAAUAUAUUAUUAUAUACUAUAAUAUUAUUAUAAGUUCUCUGUGUAAAUACCAUUUUACCACCAUUAUUAUUAUUAUUAUUAUUACGUUUUGUUUGGUCGGAUAGAUUUAACACGUUAUUAUAAUAGUCUUCGUUAUUUAAUUGUAAUAAUAUUAUUGUUAUCCUCGGAAAGACCGAAGGGGUGCGUUUAUUAACAAAUUGGAACAACAGUUAUUAUUAUAUAAUCUUAAAAAGAAAAAAAAUUACCUAUUACUUCAUUUCUAGUUAAAAUAUAACGAUAUACUUAUAUUA